AUGGCCUCCUGUCAUCACUACCUAGAAGACUACUACAACCUUGCAAAAGACGCAAAACAGUUUGCUAAAAGGAAGGACAGUAGCCCUGUUGUUAAAAAAAUCCAAGAAAUGCAGAAGUUUCUGGGGCUGAAGGUGACAGGGAAGCUGGACUCAGACACGCUGCAGGUGAUGCACAAGCCCAGGUGCGGAGUCCCUGACAUCAGAGAAUUCAGGACCUUUCCCGGCAUGCCAAAGUGGAGGAAGACUCACCUCACCUACAGGAUUGUGGAUUACACACCGGAUUUGCCAAGAGAUGCUGUUGAUUCUGCCAUUGAGAAAGCUCUGAAAGUCUGGGAGGAAGUGACUCCACUGACAUUCUCCAGGAUCUAUGAAAGAGAGGCUGACAUAAUGAUCACUUUUGCAGUUAGAAAUCAUGGAGACUUUUUCGAUUUUGAUGGACCUGGAAAGGUUUUGGCUCAUGCCUAUCCACCCGGGCCAGGGAUUAAUGGAGAUGCUCACUUUGAUGAUGACGAACAAUGGACAAAGGAUACAUCAGGGACCAACUUAUUCCUCGUUGCUGCUCAUGAAUUUGGCCAUUCCCUGGGUCUCGAACACUCAAAAAACCCUGAAGCUUUGAUGUACCCAGUCUACAACUCAUCCACAGACCUGGCCAGGUUCCGCCUUUCUCAAGAUGAUGUCACUGGCAUUCAGUCCCUGUAUGGACCUCCCCCUGCUUCCCCUGAUGACCCUGUGAAGCCCACAGAAUCCGCAAGACCUCAGACACCGGCCAUGUGUGAUCCCACUUUGUCCUUGGACGCUGUCACCACCCUGAGGGGAGAAAUCCUGUUCUUUAAAGACAGGCACUUUUGGCGCAAAUCCCUAAGGACUCUUAAACCUGGAUUUUAUUUGAUCUCUUCGUUUUGGCCAUCUCUUCCUUCAGGAAUGGAUGCUGCAUAUGAAGUGACUAGCAGGGAUAUUGUUUUCAUUUUUAAAGCUAAUGAUGAAAUGACAGAGACUGUUAUUACUUUAUUUAUAUACUAG
Molecule: messenger RNA, 1020 nt
Organism: Myotis brandtii (Brandt's bat)
Lineage: Eukaryota; Metazoa; Chordata; Mammalia; Chiroptera; Vespertilionidae
Product: stromelysin-1-like
Exons: 8
Coding region: 1-1020 (339 amino acids)
Biological process (GO): extracellular matrix organization; proteolysis; collagen catabolic process
Cellular component (GO): extracellular matrix
Molecular function (GO): zinc ion binding; metalloendopeptidase activity
Source: RefSeq, a predicted model, not a curated record